CCGAGAGCGGACAGCGACGGGAGCGCAGGAAAAGGCCCGUGGCAGAUCAACCUCCGUGGGAGAGAUGGGACCUCCAAAGCGUAAGCCGUGGGUCGCCCCACUUUGGCUCGCCGGCUGGUGCUUGCUUGCAGUAGUUUGUACUUCUGCUCAGGAUGAGAUGUCGCAACUGAACACGAAGAAGCCGGUGGCCCUGGGUUCCCCGCAAUGUUCUGGCAACAAGCUAUCGGGGGCCCUUUGCCCCUCCAGAAACAAAUCGGUGGCCUCAUUUACAAAGGCAGCCACGGCUGCACCCACCCACCCUCCCACAUCCACGCAUCACCACAUUACUAAUCGUAUUGCAACCCACCACACCUUUCAGGCCACGGCCCUUCCCAAAAGGCAUACCACGGCCCACCACAAAAAACCUACCACACCACACCACCAGCCCACUACCACCCAGCAUACCACGGCCCUUCCCAAAAGGCAUACCACAGCCCACCACGAAAAACCUACCACGGCCCUUCCCAAAAGGCAUACCACAGCCCACCACGAAAAACCUACCACAGCCCUUCCCAAAAAGCAUACCACAGCCCACCACGAAAAACCUACUACAGCCCUUCCCAAAAGGCAUACCACGGCCCACCACGAAAAACCUACCACAGCCCUUCCCAAAAGGCAUACCACAGCCCACCACGAAAAACCUACCACGGCCCUUCCCAAAAAGCAUACCACGACCCAUCACAAAAAGCAUACCACACCACUCCACCAGCCCACUACCACCCAGCAUACCACGGCCCUUCCCAAAAAGCAUACCACGGCCCAUCACAAAAAGCAUACUACAACCCACCAUGGAAAACACACCACAGCCCACCCCACCACAGCUCAUCACAAAAAGCAUACCACAACCCACCACCGCCCCACCACUUCCGCCCACCCCACCACAGCUCACCACAAAAAACACACCACGGCCCACCCCACCACGACCACUUCCACCCACCCCACCACCCACAAAACACAUACCACGUCCCACCACCGUCCCACCACCAGCAUCCACCACACCACGUCCCACCACAAAAAUCAUACCACAUCCCACCCCACCACGGCUCACCAUUUCACCAAUCACACCACCGCACCUGCCACCCUCACCACGAGCCACCAUCACACCGUGGUCCCGCCGCCCACGCAGACACCCGGUGUGCCCGUGGGAGACUACGUGGUCAAGAACGGAUCGGCCGUGUGUUUGCGAGCACAGGCCGGCCUGCAGCUUCAAGUGCGCUACACGAGCAGAGCCAAGCAACAGCUCUGGGGAGUGUUUGCAGUGCCGCCCAACAGCACCAUCACGUCCGGGACCUGCUCCACCAAGACAGCGAGCCUCAACCUGCGCUUCCCGGGGGGCUUCCUCUUCUUCACGUUCCAAAAGAACGAAACCCAGAAUACGUUCUACCUGAGUCGUGUGCAGGCCAACCUGACGGACCAGUUCCUACAGGCGACGGAGACUUCCUUUGCUGCCGACAACGCCUCUCUCCACGAAUUCGAGGCCCACCUGGGACACUCUUACCAAUGCAAGAACCGCAGCUUGGUCCUCGCCGAAGGCUUUCACCUCAACGCCCUGAACGAACGCAUCCAGGCCUUCGGGCUGCAAGGUGGAGCGUUUGGAGACGCGGAGGUCUGUCCGGAGCAGAGACGUUCAAAUGUUCUGCCCAUCGUUGUGGGUGUGGUCCUUGUCGUUCUCAUCAUCAUUGUCGUCGUGGCUUUCGCAGUGGGACGAUGGCGUAGUCACCAGGGGUACCAAACCCUCUAAGGAGCCUUCACCUGCACACACCAUUAACGGAGCUACAGCUGGGCCAAAGAAGAACUGAGAACUGGAUUUAGUGGCAUUGCUACCCCCUGCAACAACUAUCUCGGACAGCGGUAUUUGCCUCUUUGCUGCUCCUCCUACCCGUUGUUAAACUCACACCUAUUUUAUAUUUGUUGCUUUGUCGACUAUCAAUCAAUAUAGAAUUUCUCUUACAUUUUUUAAAUAUGGAAUUAUCUGUGCUUGUGGCAGGAGACUGAAGCCACGGUGCAUUCAGGGAUGACGGGGAGGGGGGAAUGGCUCUUGGACAAAAACAUUACAUUUGGAAACGCAGCUCUUAGCAUGGGGUAUCAGGGUAUCAGUUUUGGGAGAGUUUUCUUCUCAGGAAGGGGCAAUUGUAGCAGAAUGCACCAGACCUGUCCUAUGCAGGUUCAGUGGGACCUACUCCCAGUUGUUAGGUAGCAAUCCUAAGCACGCUUACCUAGAUGCAAGAUCAGUUUCAAUGAAGAGGGGCUUCUUUCUGAGUAAAUCAGCUGUUUGGAGGAAUAUUUUAUUCUGACUGUGGAAAGUACUGGGUCUGAGGCUGCCUCCCCAAUGCCAGCAAAUGAUAUAUACCAUUCAUAUUUCAAAAUGCUGACUUUCCUUUGGGUCCCUCUGAUUUAUUUUUUGAGCCCUUUCACCUGUUCUGUGAAUCUUUCAAGGAAUAUGAGACACACACACUCGGCAACCAUCUGUCAGGGAUGCUUUAGGGUGGAUUCCUGCAGGGGGUUGGACUCGAUGGCCUUGUAGGCCCCUUCCAACUCUGCUAUUCUAUGAUUCUAUGACUUCACACAAGACUUGCUGUACUCCUCUCAAAGCCCUUGGGGCACUUAA
Messenger RNA from Elgaria multicarinata webbii, 2647 nucleotides. It is a transcript of the gene CD68, whose product is annotated as CD68 molecule. Gene Ontology annotation, cellular component: plasma membrane; lysosomal membrane; late endosome membrane. Gene Ontology annotation, biological process: establishment of protein localization to organelle. The coding region runs from base 65 to 1780 and encodes 571 amino acids. NCBI's taxonomy places the organism in Eukaryota, Metazoa, Chordata, Lepidosauria, Squamata, Anguidae. The transcript is spliced from 6 exons. The record is from RefSeq and is a predicted model, not a curated record.